UCAAUGGGCAAUCACGAGGGCCUCCCGAAUAGUUGCGUAGUGACUCCGGAGACUUAGUGCAGCGCAUGCGCACGCUUCUCAUCAUGGAGUUUCUCAUGCUGAGAAUUUCAGAAGGUUGCAAAAAACGUUAGUUGUCAUCAUGUCUGACCGAAAGGACGUGGUUGUCUUCAAAACUCCCAAUCUCCCUGCACCAAAAAAGAGACGAAAGGUCUUGGACGAGGAUGAAUACGUUCUUGCAUUGGAGAAUAUCAUAGAACAUGAUUUCUUCCCAGACCUGAAUAAUCUGAAAGUCCAAGCUCAGUACUUGGUUGCAUUGGAAAAUAAUGAUACAGUGACCCUCCGUUCCUUAUAUGAAAGGUAUACUUCUGGCAGACCUGAUACAUCCAGCACAGGAAAGCAAGGAUGUCCAGCCAGUCCAGCAACAUUUGAGACCCCAGAAGCCCCUAAUAGAGGGGAACCAGAGAGUGAAAAGUCUAUCAAGAAAAUUUCCCAUGAGAAACGAGAAGACAAGUCUUCUUGUAAGGAACAGAAGAUGCAGGGUUUGGAUGCCUACCUCAACUCUCAUACUAGUGAGGACAACCAGAGUUUCUCAGAGAUCAUGGAAGAAACAGAAAAAAGACAUAGAGUGAAAGUGAGUACUGGUGUUGAAUGGAAGGAACCUGGUGCAGGUGAAUUCCUGAGCCAAGCCUCUGGUCAUCCUUGGUUGUACAAGGAAGAGGAGACAUUGGAGAAUUCUCUGGUCCUUCCAGCCAUUGAGGAUCAGGCUGAUCAAGCAUCUCGUCCCAAUCAGAUUGAUACAUGGGAUUAUAAGAAUAAGAACUAUAUCAUGUAUAUACCAGAAGGUGCACCAUGGACCAAGGAGGAGGAGAGGGAGAGAAGGCAAAAUCAGCGUAGCAUUGUACAUAGGAACACUCGGUUAAUUAAAUCUCUAUGGAAGACAGGGGAACAGCUAGUGAAGGGAAACCAAAUGCAGAAUAUUGUUGAGGGAAAGGUUGGGAUUGAUGGCAAGGAACUUGCCCCUGCAGCAGAUGCUGGUCCUGGGAUAAAGGGUUACUCAUUUGUCAAGACCCCUUCUCCUGCACCUGGAGUGGAUGGGACACCAUUGAUGACAUGGGGAGAAGUAGAGACCACCCCAUAUCUACUGGAAGGAGGUGGAGGGAGUACACCAUUACUCUCAACACCAACAUUUAAGAUCCCUGACACUCCUUCCAGAGAGAGACUUGGUCUGCAGCUGGCUGAAGCUGCUUCACGAAGCCUGAGGGAAAAGAAAAAGAAAGCGCUCAACCUUGCCAAGUCUUCUCUCAAAGGGACCCCAGGGGGAGGGAUGGCAUUGGAGCGGUUAGCAUCCAUGUCACCUGCAGCACAGCAUCUGGCAACAGCACGUCUUGGGAUUCGCCUUGGCACAGACAAAGCCCUUCGUGCAUCAUACACCCCAAGCCCUCAAAGACGGCUUUCAGGGACCCCCACACCAAGUCCUCAGAGGUUGACAAGAAAGGGUCAAGAUCAUACUCCCACCAUUGAAAGGAGCUUGACCUCCACACUUGGGCAAGCAGAGUCAAGAGAACUCACUGACAACCUCCUCCACCUCCCCAAACGAGCUAAAGCAUCUGAUUUUUUCUGAACUUUAUGUUUGCAGUGGAAAAUAUGCAUUAUGAAUGUGAUGGAAUGGA
Messenger RNA from Darwinula stevensoni, 1670 nucleotides. NCBI's taxonomy places the organism in Eukaryota, Metazoa, Arthropoda, Ostracoda, Podocopida, Darwinulidae. The record is from the annotation of a GenBank genome assembly.